Messenger RNA from Lates calcarifer (barramundi perch), 549 nucleotides. Its product is annotated as gamma-crystallin 2-like. Lineage: Eukaryota; Metazoa; Chordata; Actinopteri; Centropomidae. The transcript is spliced from 2 exons. The record is from RefSeq and is a predicted model, not a curated record. Gene Ontology annotation, molecular function: structural constituent of eye lens. Gene Ontology annotation, biological process: visual perception; lens development in camera-type eye. Bases 1 to 549 code for a protein of 182 amino acids.
AUGUAUAAUCUUGACUGUGCCUAUCUUUUCCAGAUUGUGCUUUUCGAGGACCAGGACUUUCAGGGAAAGUCCUAUGAUUGUAAAGGGGACUCAGCUGACCUGCAUGGUUACAUCCGCAGAUGCAACUCGGUCAAGGUAGAAGGUGGCUGGUGGGUCCUGUACGAGCGCAACAACUUCACAGGCUACCAGUAUAUUGUAGGUCCAGGGGAGUACAAUGGCUACCGCCAUUGGAUGGGAUUCAAUGACUGUGUCCGAUCCUGCAAGAUCAUCAAAAUCGCUAAAGGGCCAUACAAGCUGAAGCUGUUUGACCGGCCAAACUUUGACGGCCAGUCUCUGGAGUUGACAGAAAACAUGAAGUUGGUCCAGGAGAAAUGGCCCAGACAAGAAGUCCAGUCCUGCAAGGUCCUGGAGGGGUCCUGGGUUUUCUAUGAACAUCCCAACUUCUGCGGUCGCCAGUACCUGCUGGAGAAAGGGGAGUACCGACACCACUCAGAGUGGGGAGCUCUGAAAGCACUGGUGGGCUCCAUCAAGAGAAUCAUGGAGCUGUGA